Hirsutella rhossiliensis is the source of this 1449-nucleotide messenger RNA. Its product is annotated as diacylglycerol kinase catalytic domain-containing protein. Gene Ontology annotation, biological process: sphingosine biosynthetic process. NCBI's taxonomy places the organism in Eukaryota, Fungi, Ascomycota, Sordariomycetes, Hypocreales, Ophiocordycipitaceae. The transcript has a single exon. The record is from RefSeq and is a predicted model, not a curated record. The coding region runs from base 1 to 1449 and encodes 482 amino acids. Gene Ontology annotation, cellular component: cytoplasm; membrane; intracellular membrane-bounded organelle.
AUGGCCGGCGCAGCGAAGCCGUCGUCCGAAGCCCACCGACUCAGUGUACGACAUGUCCGCGUGCAAGACGACAACCUGCUUUGGACGACGGGCGAUGGCGGAGGCCGCGACGGCCGCGCCUCGGUCGACGACAUCCUGUUCACGCUGGCCCGGUCUGAGUCCGCGCGAGACCAAUCAGCCUUCAUCAUCUGCUGCUUGCAAGUGAACCUCGAGCAUCCAACACAGCCUUUCCAGCUGCUCUUGCUGGCCGCCGAUGCAGUGCCGGAUCAACUGCUCAAUGAGCGGGGCGUCAGCCAACUGCCCAGUCACCUGUGCAGCGGCAACGACAACCAAGUUGACGUGGUCGUGUCCGUCAAGUCGGGCCUGGGCCUCGCGUUGACCUUUUGGCAAGCCGUUUUGCGCCCGCUUCUGGAGCUCGCUCACCAGGUCCUGGGGUCCUCGCUUCAGCUGCCCAGCGCAGUCGUCACGGAAGAUGCCCGCAGCGUGCGGCAGUUUGCCCGUACCUUGCAGCGUGGCCAGGAGCGCGGCGCGCCGAGCUCGAGGACCGUCAUCCUGCUUAGCGGAGAUGGCGGGGUCGUUGACCUGCUCAACGGCCAUGAGGCCGUGUCCGGCUCGCCACGCCCGCUUCUUGCACUGCUUCCGCUGGGCACGGGAAAUGCCCUGUUCCAUUCUUUGCACAAGCCUGUCGCGUCGGAUCCCGGGCCCUCGCCGCUGGUCCUCGGCCUGCGCACUCUCUUUCUCGGAGCAUCGGCGGAUCUGCCAGUCUUCCAGGCCACCUUUUCCCCCGGCGCCCACACCGUCUCCCAUGUCGAGGUGGUCAAGCAGACCGGCGGAGCGCCGGUGGCGAGGCAAGACACUCCAGUCUCGACGCUGCACGCGGCCAUAGUCGCUAGCUACGGCUUCCACGCCAGCAUCGUAUUCGAGAGCGACACGCCCGAGUAUCGCGCCCACGGCGACAAGCGCUUUGGGAUGGUGGCGCAGGAACUGCUCCGCGAGUCCCAUCCCUACAAGGCCAACCUGUCCGUCCGGAGCCCGUCCUCGGCACGCUUCGAGCAGGACCCGCACCAGAAGCACGCCUACAUCCUCGUAUCCAUGGUUUCGAACCUGCAGCGUGCAUUCACCAUCUCGCCGGCCAACAAGCCGCUGGACGGCAGGCUUCAUCUCGUCCACUUUGGUCCCGUCGGCGGCGAGCGCACCAUGGAUGUCAUGAUGAAGGCCUACGACGGGGGCAGGCACGUGGGCAUGAAGUGGGACGACGGCGAGGCGGUCAGAUACGAAGAGGUCGGCGAGGUGGUGGUCGAGGCACUUGACGACGACGCGCGCUGGCGCAAGUUUUGCGUCGACGGCAUCAUUGUCGAGGUACCCAAAGGGGGGUCCAUGACUGUGAGCAGGGCGCCGGGGAUGCCAUUCCGAAUCUUGGUGGAUUCACAAUGUCAACAGAGAGCGUAG